UAGAUAGAGAAAGUGAGGUGAUGUUAGGAGCUUCAAAUAAAGGGACCGUAGAGGGAUGAGGGUACACAAAUGGAGGUAUAUAGAAGAUGAAGUGAAAGAGGUAGCUGUUAGUCACACACACUCUCUCUCUCUAUCUAUCUAUCUAUCUUUCAUUCUUUCAUGUCUACCACCAACAAAACCCACUGAAGCAAAUUAUCAUCAUGAAACUCCCUCUGCACCCUGCACUCCAAAAAAGUGAUUGCCUUCCUCAUCAAAACCUUCCUUCCCUUAAAUUUACCUCUCUCAACACCCUCCUCUUCUCAUCCCAAAUCCCCACCACCCCAAAACCAUGAAACCUUUCCUUUUCUUUCUCACAUUCACAUUCUUUUGCUGCCAAACACACCUAGUUAACUCUGCUGCUACAACAAUUCUGCCCCUCCAACUCAUCACCUUGCUCUCCAUAAAGUCCUCCCUCAUAGACCCUCUCAAGAACCUCCAUGACUGGGACCCCUCCUCCACCUUCUCCUCCAACUCCAAUUACCAAGACCCAAUUUGGUGUUCAUGGAGAGGCGUCACAUGCCACUCGAAAACAGCACAAAUCACCUCCUUAGACCUCUCUAACCUCAACCUUUCAGGCACAAUUUCAGGCCAAAUCCAACACCUAUCAUCCUUGAACCACUUGAAUCUCAGUGGGAAUAACUUCGGUGGAACUUUCCAAGUAGCAAUUUUUGAACUUGCCCAGCUUAGGAUUCUAGACAUUAGCCACAACUCCUUCAACUCAACCUUCCCACCCGGAAUAUCCAAGUGCAAGUUUUUGAGGGUCUUCAAUGCUUACAGCAACAGCUUCACUGGCCCUCUACCUCAGGAACUAACCAGGCUCAGGUUCCUGGAACAGCUCAACCUCGGAGGAAGUUACUUCAAGGGAAGCAUUCCACCAAGUUAUGGCACCUUCCCUAGACUCAAGUUCCUAUAUUUGCACGGUAACCUAUUAGAAGGUCCACUACCACCCCAACUAGGACAGUUAUCAGAGCUACAACACUUGGAAAUUGGAUACAACCCAUCAUACUCAGGAACACUGCCAGUAGAAUUGUCAAUGCUGUCCAAUUUAAAGUACUUGGAUAUUUCAGCUUCUAACAUCUCAGGACCCUUGAUCUCAGAACUUGGGAACUUGACCAUGCUUGAAACACUGUUGCUCUUCAAGAAUCACUUCACUGGUGAAAUCCCAUCAACCAUAGGCAACUUGAAAUCCCUGAAAGCUCUUGAUUUGUCAGACAAUGAACUCACAGGGCCAAUUCCAUCACAAGUUUCCAUGCUGAAGGAACUAACCAUACUGAGCCUCAUGGACAACAAGCUAACAGGUGAAAUACCACAGGAAAUUGGAGACUUACCAAACCUUAACACUCUCAAUCUCUUCAACAACUCACUCACAGGAACCCUGCCACAACAAUUAGGCUCCAAUGGGUUGCUAUAUAAACUAGACGUCUCCACAAACUCACUCCAAGGUCCAAUUCCUGCAAAUGUGUGCAGAGGCAACAACCUAGAGAAGCUCAUCCUCUUCAACAACAAAUUCAGCAACAUUCUUCCGCCAUCCCUUUCCAACUGCGCCUCACUCACCAGAGUUCGCAUCCAAAACAACCACCUCAAUGGUUCCAUCCUUCCAGAGCUCACCCUCCUCCCUAACCUCACUUUCCUUGACAUUAGCAACAACAACUUCCAAGGUCAAAUUCCUCCACAACUUGGGGACAACCUUCAGUACUUCAACAUCUCCGGUAACUCCUUCCAAAGUCACUUACCCAGUAACAUAUGGAACGCGAGCACCCUUCAGGUUUUCUCCGCCGCGUCGGCGAAGAUCACCGGCGAGAUUCCCGAUUUCAUAGGGUGCCAGACGAUUUACAACAUUGAAUUGCAGGGGAACUCCAUGAACGGUAGCAUCCCUUGGGACAUUGGUCAUUGCCAGAAGCUGAUUCGUCUGAAUCUGAGCAGAAACUCGCUCACCGGAAUCAUCCCUUGGGAAAUCUCGACCCUCCCUUCCAUCACCGACGUCGAUCUCUCCCACAACUCCCUCACCGGAACCAUACCUUCCAACUUCAACAACUGCUCCACUCUCGAGAAUUUCAACGUCAGCUUCAACUCCCUCACCGGCCCCAUUCCUUCCUCCGGCAUCUUCCCCAGCCUCCACCCUUCCUCCUACUCCGGCAACCAGGACCUAUGCGGCGACCUCCUCGCCAAGCCCUGCGCCGCCGGAGAGAACGAGCUCGAACACAACCGCCAGCAGCCGAAGCGGACCGCCGGCGCAAUCGUGUGGAUCGUCGCGGCGGCGUUCGGGAUCGGCCUCUUCGCUCUCAUCGCCGGAACCCGCUGCUUCCACGCCAACUACAACCGCCGGUUCGCCGGCAGUGACGGCAACGAGAUCGGACCGUGGAAGUUAACGGCGUUUCAGCGGUUGAAUUUCACGGCGGAGGACGUGCUAGAAUGCUUGUCCAUGUCAGAUAAAAUCUUAGGGAUGGGGUCCACUGGAACUGUUUAUAGAGCGGAGAUGCCAGGUGGCGAGAUCAUAGCCAUUAAAAAGCUUUGGGGGAAGCACAAGGAAGGCAUCAUCCGACGGAGGAGAGGGGUUCUGGCUGAGGUGGAUGUAUUAGGGAACGUGAGGCACAGGAACAUAGUGAGAUUGUUAGGGUGUUGCAGCAACAGGGAAAGCACGAUGCUGCUGUAUGAGUACAUGCCGAAUGGGAACCUUGAUGAUUUGCUGCAUGGGAAGAAUAAAGGAGAUUAUCAUAACGUGGUUGGUGCUGAUUGGUUCACUAGGUAUAAGAUUGCACUGGGUGUGGCACAGGGAAUCUGCUACCUUCACCAUGACUGUGAUCCAGUCAUCGUGCAUAGGGAUCUGAAACCUAGUAACAUUUUAUUGGACGGUGAGAUGGAGGCCAGAGUGGCAGAUUUUGGGGUUGCCAAGUUGAUUCAAACGGAUGAGUCCAUGUCUGUAAUUGCUGGAUCCUAUGGUUACAUUGCUCCAGAAUAUGCUUACACACUUCAAGUUGAUGAGAAGAGUGAUAUUUACAGCUAUGGGGUGGUGUUGAUGGAGAUUUUAUGCGGAAAACGUUCGGUGGAUGCAGAAUUUGGCGAUGGAAACAGCAUUGUGGACUGGGUUAGGUCCAAGAUCAAGAACAAAGAUGGCGGCAUUGAUGAUGUGUUGGAUAAGAAUGCCGGGGCCGGGUGUGCUUCCGUAAGGGAGGAGAUGAUACAAAUGCUUAGGAUUGCAUUGCUCUGCACAAGCAGAAACCCUGCAGAUAGGCCUUCCAUGAGAGAUGUUGUGUUGAUGCUGCAAGAGGCCAAGCCAAAGAGGAAAUUGCUUGAUAGUGUUGUUGUAGGUAGUGACAAUGUUGUGGGUAGUGGCGGUGGUGGUGAUAUUCCUUUGCCACAAAAGCCAAUUGUGGAAAGCUGAUUAAUCUGUUUAUAUGAUUGAAGUGGGGUUUUUUUUUUUUUUUUUUUUUUUUUGAUAUUUUCCUUAUUGUGGGGGGAUUGGUAUAGGAGAAAGUGAUUUUCUAUUUUUACUUUUCAAUGGAAUUUCAAGUGUUACUUUGUCAUUGGUUUUUCAUUAUUAUGUCUGUUUGCUAAUGCUUAUAUAUAUAUUAGAAUUAACUAUUAAA
Messenger RNA from Lotus japonicus, 3626 nucleotides. RefSeq names its product leucine-rich repeat receptor-like protein kinase TDR. Gene Ontology annotation, biological process: protein phosphorylation. Bases 329 to 3421 code for a protein of 1030 amino acids. The transcript is spliced from 3 exons. NCBI's taxonomy places the organism in Eukaryota, Viridiplantae, Streptophyta, Magnoliopsida, Fabales, Fabaceae. Gene Ontology annotation, molecular function: ATP binding; protein kinase activity; receptor serine/threonine kinase binding. The record is from RefSeq and is a predicted model, not a curated record.